GAGCUGUCAUUAUUUUAUUUGCAAAUGUGUGCAUUACUCAUGUACAAUUAUAAGUAAAAAAUCAUGGGUAAUUCUCAUGUUAAACAACAUUUAGAAACUGCAGAGAAAACAGGAACUCUGCAACUCAGCAAAAGUGGUCUAAAAGAGUUUCCAGAACAUCUUCAGAAACUGUCUAAGAUUUUAAGGACACUGGACUUUUCGGAUAACAAAAUAGACUUUGUGCCGUCAGCUAUCGGAACAUUCCAGCAAUUGAAAACUGUCAACUUGAGCAGCAACAGGAUAAAUGCACUACCUUCUGAGAUUGGAAACCUAAAGAAGCUAGAAACCCUGUUGUUAGAAAAUAACAAUCUGUCCCAGCUACCAUCGUCUGUGUCAUAUUUAUCUCAUCUUCGGACUAUUAACCUCUCUGGUAAUGGAUUUAAGACAUUUCCGUUGGAAUUGUGUGAUUUAAAAAGUCUUGAUGGAGUGGACCUUUCACAUAACAAGAUAACAUGCAUUCCUGAUGCUGCAAAAAUCUGUCACACCAUUGAGUUGAACCUCAAUCAAAACCAGAUGUCCAGUCUUCCAGACUGUAUAGCAGACUGGCCGAGGUUGAAAGUUCUACGUCUAGAGGAGAACUGCCUGGAGAUCAGGGCCCUUACCCCUCGAAUCAUGAAGCAGUCCAAGAUCGCUCUACUGGCCGUUGAGGGGAACGUGUUUGAUAUGAAGCUGUUCAACAACCUUGAGGGCUAUGAUGAGUACCAGGCUCGUUUCACAGCUACAAAGAAGAAGUUCAAUUAGUGAUCAUCUGUGCAAGUAUUACAUCUGAAAGUAUGCAGUCCUACAUUGUCUACGGUAGAAUGUUCAAUAUUAAUGUUUUCUCAAUAUUGGUUAUAUUCUGAGCUUAUUCAUUGUCAGUGCUGUGAACUGAUAUAGAUUCUGAUUUUAUUGAAUGCAGUCUUGAUAUAGUUUUAGCCCUCAAAACAUUUUUGUUUGAUGGAGUUUCCAUUAUUUAUAUAAAUUUCUUAUUCCAAGAAAAAAUCAUUUAUUCGAGUUAAUUUUCCUAUGCUCAGCCUUUCUUCUCAACAAUAAUGAAUGUUUGACUUGUUUCAAAUUUUACUUACCAUUUACUGUUUUAGAAUGCCCGUUGGCAUAUAAAAAACCAUACAUUUAAGUAUGCCUGGUACAUUUCAGUUGCAUCAUUCAUUAACACAACUGCUGGAUCAUUUUCCUUAUUAAAACCUGAUUAAAUAAUAGCAUUAUGUAUUAAGCUCACAUGAGAAUGAAGGGCUCACAGUCAGCUAUAAUGGUGUGUGACUGUCUGUUGUCGUCUGAUGUUUGUCAUGUGGUGUCUUACAUCAACAAUUAGCAAACAACAUCUCUUUAAUGGGCAUGCUUUCGAAAAUGGGUCUGAAGAAAUCCCAAGAAGAUAGUUGCUCCUGGGAUUAAAAUUUGCACUGUCCUGGAAAUUAUGUUUCCUUUCUUGUAUGCAUAUAGCAAGUACUGGUACUUGAAAAAUAUUCUUCUCACAACUUAUAAAGCUGAGAGAAUAGAUAUUUAUGUAUUUGGUAUGAAGCAACAUGCAGUGGUCACAGAAAAUGUUUUUUUCAAGAUAUGCCCCCAGGAUUAAAACUGACUACACCCCAGGGGUCACCUGAUUUAUAUAGACUUUAAUUGAAGAUCGAUUUUAAAUAUCUCCUGAAACCUGCUAUAGGCCCAGAGUUUUGGUAUAUGGUGUGUACAUUAUUUAGUGGGCCUCUACCAGAUUUAUUAUUAGCAAUGUGGUCAUAAUUGGUCCAGCCCUGGUGGUAAGGGAACUUGUUUACGUUGGAAAAAAUCUGCCAGCCGUUAUCAUCUGAAUUCAGGUGAGUGGUUAAAGUCCAUGAUUUUCCUCUUGUUUGCUGUUGCAAAAUCUGCAAAUCUGUUGUGCUUUUUUUAUGUCAGAGUAGAGUCAAUUUUUCCUUUAAUGUUUUUCACACUUACACGUAGAAACCUUAACAAUUCUGAAGACAGGAUCACUUCAUAAAUGUGUACACCACAUUUACAUAUUUACAUUAAUAUUUACAUGCUCUGGAGCUGUCACAAGAUUUGAUCAAAAAUUGUUGAACAUAACAGUUAAUUUUUAAAUUUGUAGAAUCACUGCAGAAAAAAACAAAGCAUGCUUGAAUAAUUUCAGUGAAACAAGUUAUUGUGUUAUAUGGCGUCAAUUACUUAUAAAAGAUAUGGUAACUGCAUAGUUUGGUUAGCAACUAGUUUUGAUACAAUGUUAAAAUAAUCAUUGUUUGUACAAUUGCGAUUAAAGCCACACACCUUGCCUCUGACUUUGAAAUGAAAUACAUGUUAAUCAUUUUUUGGCAUAUUUACCCAGGGUACAUGUAAGUAGUGCCGAGUCGACAAUGACCAAUUGGGCAGAACUAAGACAUGCCAAAUGAUUCACAGUCUCUGUAAACAUUCUUAGGCUGAAUUUAAGAUCCUACUCUUAACUGGGAAAUAUCUAGCAAUGUUUUGUUAACUUUUCAUAGACAACCAGUUGAAAUGAUGAAAUAGAUGUAUUAUGUGUUUUGUAAUAUGUGCCAAAUUAUAUUUUGUGUUUUCAACAGAAGUCACCUUAUUUAUACAAAAAUAUUUUAUGAUUUUUAUAGGAGCUAACUUGUUCACAAAAAAUUUCACAACUAAUUGCUGGGAAUAAAUGUAGUGCAUUUAUAUGAGAUAUUUUUUAUAUAAUACAUUUUGUGUAAACCAUAACCUUAUUGUCUAUCAAAACCAUACUCAACCAUUCUGUUCAAAUAAAAUUGUGCAUUUGUUUGACCUGGUAUUUAAAACAUGAAUCAUUUUUAUUUAUUUCAGAAAUCAUUUUUAUAAUCAAGUUGUAAAAUUCAUGUAACCAAAUGUAUAUACCGGUAGUUGUACAAUUCUGCUUCCUCUCCCUCAUAACCCUAACUUCCUCAGAAUUACACAGUUUCUUGAUUGGUUUGUAAAUAGUGUUACUUAUAAGAUAAUGUCAUUUCAAAAUCUAUUUUGUAGUUAUAAUUUUAUGUCAGUCUAUAGACAACUAUUUGUUAAAAAUCUGAAAUCUCUUACAAUGUUCCAAAUGAAUCCAUAAACCUAGCAAAUAGGUUUAGAUUAAUUGUUGUGUUCACCCUUUACCACUCAGAAGCAAAGUGAAAUGGCUAUGUGCAAACAGCAUAAAACCUGCUGCAAGUAACUCACAGUCUGUUAAGGUUUUAUGCUGUUUGCUGCUCAUCACUAUCUAAGGGUUGCAACUGAAACCUUUAAAACUUGGAUCUAGUAAGAAUGGCCUUUAAUAAAAUUUAACUUUCUGAGGAAGUACAAAUGAAAAUACCUAUCUAAGUGGUAAAUGGUUAGCACAGUCAACACAGUUAUAUUUCAGUCUUGUGUGUUUUUAAUGAAGUUUUCAAAUUUUUAUUUUUAAUAUAAUUAAAUUAUAUUUUCACAAUCCAGUCCAUAACUUAGUGUCAGCAUACUAAUAAAUUGCUAUUUUAAGAAAAAGAAAUCGAUGUAAUGCUCAAGAUAUUUAGUUGGAAAUAUCUUGUUUUGUUCACUCAUGUACAAGUUGUUUUGUUCAGAUUGUGUUGUCAGUAAUUUUUACAGUUAAACUAUCAUAAAAUACUUUAACUGAAUGAAUUUGUUUACACUAUAGAUAACUAUUUGUUUGUUUUUUUAUACUGAAAAGUAAUAUAUUUACAUAUUUGUCUAUGCUUAGAUAUUGUAAACUGGAAUUAUGUUUUGUUAUUGUUUAUAUAUACUGUGUACGUAACAAUGAAAUUAUCUCAA
Molecule: messenger RNA, 3774 nt
Organism: Dreissena polymorpha
Lineage: Eukaryota; Metazoa; Mollusca; Bivalvia; Myida; Dreissenidae
Product: leucine-rich repeat-containing protein 57-like
Exons: 5
Coding region: 64-780 (238 amino acids)
Molecular function (GO): protein binding
Source: RefSeq, a predicted model, not a curated record